AUGCCCGAACUUGCAGAGGUGUCACGCAUUGUGCAUUUUAUCCGCCAACACCUGGUGGGAAAAACCCUGUCCAAAGUCCAAGCACAGCACGACGACAUCGUAUAUGGCAAGGUUGGGACCAGCGCGGCUGAGUUUCAGAAGGCGAUGACCGGCAAGGAGAUCGUUGGCGCGGGUCAACAAGGGAAAUACUUCUGGAUCACGAUGUCUUCACCUCCACACGCGGUGAUGCACUUUGGAAUGGCGGGAUGGCUGAAGAUCAAGGACGCCGACACAUACUACUAUCGCUCGGACAAGCCUGCAGAUAAGGAGUGGCCUCCCAAGUAUUGGAAAUUUUUGCUGGAGACCAGUGAUGAGCUCAAAACCGAGGCUGCGUUUGUGGAUCCCCGCCGAUUGAGCCGUAUCCGCUUGGUGGAUUGUCCCGCCGAUGACAUUCGCCAACACACUCCUCUCAAGGAGAACGGGCCGGACCCGGUUGCAGAUAAAGAUAUCGUGACAGAAACAUGGUUGAUAGAGAAGCUGAGGAGUAAGAAGGUCCCCAUCAAGGCUCUUCUCCUUGAUCAGGUCAACAUCAGUGGCAUUGGUAAUUGGAUGGGAGAUGAGAUCCUGUACCAUGCCAAACUCCACCCUGAGCAAUACAGCAACACGUUGUCCGAUGACCAGAUAAAAGAACUUCAUACAUCGAUCCACUAUGUGUGUUCCACUUCCAUCGAUGUCCUAGCAGACUCGGAGAAGUUUCCUGAGCACUGGCUUUUCAAGCAUCGCUGGGGCAAGGGCAAAAAGAACCAACCAUCCAUGCUUCCUAACGGGGACAAGAUCACAUUUCUGACUGUUGGUGGCCGUACGAGUGCUGUCGUUCCGGCGGUCCAGAAGAAGACCGGCGCUGUUGCGAAAGAGAUUGAAGACGAUGGCAAUGGGGCGUCUUCGAAGCGAAAGCGGGAUGUGAAGCAGGAAAAUGAUUCAGAUGCUGGAGAGAAAACGGAGUCCAAGGGCCGUGGUACGAAGCGUAAGAGCAACCCAGUGGUAAAGAAAGAAGAGGGUGAAGAGAAGGUCAAUGUUGGCAGGCGUCGGUCUACGCGUUCAAGGUAUUAA
This is a messenger RNA of Penicillium cinerascens, 1089 nucleotides long. RefSeq names its product putative formamidopyrimidine-DNA glycosylase. The record is from RefSeq and is a predicted model, not a curated record. Lineage: Eukaryota; Fungi; Ascomycota; Eurotiomycetes; Eurotiales; Aspergillaceae. The transcript is spliced from 2 exons. The coding region runs from base 1 to 1089 and encodes 362 amino acids. Gene Ontology annotation, biological process: base-excision repair. Gene Ontology annotation, molecular function: damaged DNA binding; DNA-(apurinic or apyrimidinic site) endonuclease activity; DNA N-glycosylase activity. Gene Ontology annotation, cellular component: nucleus.